AUGUCCGAAGCUAGUGAAGUUAAAAACGCUGACCAAGCACCAGUGUCAAAUGAUAUACCUGUUGAAGUAAGUAAUGCCAGCGGAACUAAUCCAGCAGAAACUGCUAAAUCUUCUGAUAAAAAAAAGAAGAAGAAGAAGAAGAGAGCUAACAUCAGUAAGAUUGAAAACUAUUUCCCAGAUGGCGUCUACCCAGAGGGUGAAUGGAUGGAUUAUGAACAAGAUUUCAAUUUGGCACGUACUACUGAUGAGGAGAAAAGAUACCUAAAGAGAGAUCUUGAGAACCAAGAUCAUUGGAAUGAAGUUAGAAAAGCUGCAGAGAUUCAUCGUAGAGUGAGAAAGAACGUAGAAGGUAAGAUCCAUCCAGGGAUGAGAUUGACUGAAAUUGCAGAUCUUAUUGAAAACACAACAAGAAAAUAUACAGAUGCUGAAGAUUUGACAAAAAUGGAUGACCCAACUAGUAGAGGUAUUGGGUUUCCAACGGGGUUAUCUAUUAAUGAUAUUGCUGCCCAUUUCACACCAAAUAAAGGUGAUAAGACUGUUCUAAGGUAUGAAGAUGUCAUGAAGGUCGAUUUUGGUGUUCAAAUAAACGGUAAUAUCAUUGACUCAGCAUGGACAGUUUCAUUUGAUCCUCAGUAUGACAAUUUAUUAACCGCUGUACGUGAAGCUACAAAUACUGGUAUAAAGGAAGCAGGUAUUGAUGUUAGAUUAACAGAUAUCGGUGAAGCUAUUCAAGAAGUCAUGGAAUCCUACGAAGUAGAAAUAAAUGGUGAAACAUAUGGCGUCAAACCAUGUAGAAAUCUUUGUGGUCAUAAUAUUGGUCCUUGGAGGAUUCAUGGUGGUAAAUCGGUUCCAAUUGUGAAGAAUGGUGAUAUUACCAAGAUGGAAGAAGGUGAACAUUUUGCCAUUGAAACUUUCGGUACCACUGGUAGUGGUUAUGUUACCGCUGAAGGUGAAUGUUCUCAUUAUGCGAGACAAGAUUAUGAUUACGAUGCUCCUUCAUUACCAAGUGCUAAGAAAUUACUAGAGACAAUCAAUAAAAAUUUUGGUACUUUACCAUUCUGUCGUCGUUAUUUAGACAGACUUGGUGAAGACGAACACGAAUUUGCUUUGAAUUAUUUAGUAAAACAAGGUUACGUUCAGGAUUACCCACCAUUGGUAGAUAUCCCUGGUUCCUACACUGCACAAUAUGAACACACUAUCUUGCUACAUCCAAACAAGAAAGAGAUCGUGUCGAAGGGCGAUGAUUAUUAA
Maudiozyma saulgeensis is the source of this 1251-nucleotide messenger RNA. NCBI's taxonomy places the organism in Eukaryota, Fungi, Ascomycota, Saccharomycetes, Saccharomycetales, Saccharomycetaceae. The record is from the annotation of a GenBank genome assembly.